GCAUAUUUUUUUGUCAUUCUCGAAACCAGAGCAGAGACGAGCAGAGAACGAGAGAGAAACAGAGAGAGAUGGUCGGACCGGGGAGACCGCAGUUCGUGCUGUUCGGCUCGUCGAUAGUCCAGUUCAGCUUCGGCGACGGAGGAUGGGGCGCUUCCCUCGCCGACCUGUACGCCCGCGAGGCAGACAUAAUCUUGAGGGGGUACUCCGGAUGGAACUCGAGGCUCGCUCUUGAAGUCCUGGAAAAAGUGUUUCCAAAGGAUGCAGCUACACAACCAUCCCUGGUGAUUGUCUAUUUUGGCGGAAAUGACUCAAUGCGGCCUCACCCAUCUGGUCUUGGCCCUCAUGUACCGCUUCCUGAGUAUGUCGAGAACAUGAGGAAGAUUGCCAAAUAUCUCAAGCAGAGCCUGUCGGAUUGUACGCGCGUCAUUUUUCUUAGUGCUCCACCUGUCAAUGAGGAGAAAAUUCGUGAAUCUUGGAGCGAUAAGAAUCAAGAACUAAGGCGAACAAAUGACUUGUGCCGAGUAUACUCGGAGGCCUGUAUAAAGCUGUGCAGGGAGAUGAACAUCAAGGCUGUUGAUCUGUGGACUGCAAUGCAGAAGAGGGAUGAUUGGGCUACGGCAUGCUUUACGGACGGCAUCCAUUUCUCCCCAGAGGGAAGUGAGAUCGUGGUGGAGGAAAUACUGAGAGUUCUCAAAGAGGCUGACUGGAAACCGAGUCUUUAUUGGGAGUCGAUGCCCACUGAAUUCGGGGAGGAUUCACCUUACUGACCCGGUAGGUCCCAAUGGCAGGACGAACGUGAACCUGUUGGAUAGCAAUUCCCACAGAAGUAACCCUGUAGUAAAUACUAGAGAAACACUUUGAGAGCAAGGAGCAGAGCGAUUUCAACUUUUUUCAAUGUGGUAUUUUGUCCUCCUAAUCUGUGCCCCUUCCUGGAUCUGUAUUCUCUUGGCCAGCAUAAAGAAAUAAGCACAAAGAACGGAGAAACUGACGAUUGACGCCAAGCAUUUUGUCCAUAAUUUACAUUUGAUGAACCUGGCACAGCUUUGACAUGCCUGAUGCCCCCUAGUUCAGGCCACAAUAGGAUUUACCUUUUAGUUCAUGAACAAUGUACACAAAUAGUAGCUUUCAGACAAGGCAAGCAAAGGAAGAGCCUUGGAUUAUUCUAGAACCAGUUAAAUCAUUUGCUUCCCCCGAA
Eucalyptus grandis is the source of this 1195-nucleotide messenger RNA. RefSeq names its product GDSL esterase/lipase CPRD49. Gene Ontology annotation, molecular function: hydrolase activity, acting on ester bonds. The coding region runs from base 69 to 767 and encodes 232 amino acids. The transcript has 6 exons. Lineage: Eukaryota; Viridiplantae; Streptophyta; Magnoliopsida; Myrtales; Myrtaceae. The record is from RefSeq and is a predicted model, not a curated record.